Brassica rapa (field mustard) is the source of this 2758-nucleotide messenger RNA. RefSeq lists its product as uncharacterized. Lineage: Eukaryota; Viridiplantae; Streptophyta; Magnoliopsida; Brassicales; Brassicaceae. The record is from RefSeq and is a predicted model, not a curated record.
GGGAAAAUUCAAAGUUAACUCACUCAAAGACGUCACAUCAAUUCACACACACACUGCAUCGUUUUAAUUUUUCUUCACAAGCGCUCUCCCCGCUGCUUCUCCUUUACGUCUCUCUCUCCCCCUUCUCUAAUCCCAAAAUCCCAAAUCGACAAAUCUUUUCUCUUCUCUUCCUCGCUCUCUUCCCUGUUCUAGCUUCUUCCUCCGACCCAUUUCUCAAAAAACCCAUCUUCCAUUGAUUUGUUCGUGAUUUUGCCCAAUUGCGUUUUUAUAGGAGAGAGAGAGAGAGAGAUAAAGUUACAGACUUUAUUUGAUUUUAGGGCUUCAUUCUUCAUCUAGCUCCGCGACGCUUCUGGGUUUUCGUCUCCGUGCCUACAUUACCUCCAGGACGUUUAGAAAAUUUCGAAUUCGAGAUGAUAGAAACGGAGGCUGUUGAGAGGAAACGAUCCAGAGGAGGGUUUUUAACUCUCUUUGAUUGGUCUGGUAAAUCCCGGAAGAAGCUCCUCUCCUCUACCACCACCACCUCUGGACCCUCCGAAGCAUCAAAGCAAGAGAAACAAAAUGCUCAAAACCCCUCAAAGUCAUCAUCCCCAUCUGCUGAGCUUGAGGAGACAGGAAAGAGUGUAACUUACAGUCCAAGAAGGGACUCUAGCUGCUCUACAUCCACUGUUACUAGCGAUGAUAGACAAGGGUCUAGAGCCCCGAGUGUGGUCGCCAGGCUCAUGGGUUUGGAGUCUCUACCUAUACCAAACUCCCUGGAACAACCUCGGUCUAAUCCUGAUUUUGAUCCGUUCUUCCUCAGCUCCUCACGCAAGGCAAGCACAUGGGAUGCAUACGAGAGUUUGGGCUAUGUGAAUCUCCGCAGUCACUAUGAUGGCGUUUCUUGGGAUCAUUUGGAUUCAAGAACGAAUAACAACGAGGCUCACCGGUUACCUAUUAACCGCUUUCAAACCGAAACGUUGCCUCCAAAGUCUGCUAAACCGAUCUCCGUCACUCACAACAGGCUCCUGUCGCCUAUCCGGAGUCCUGGUUUUGUUCAGUCCAGGAACCCUGCUCAAGUUAUGGAAGCAGCUUCGAGAAUGAUCGAGCCUAGUCCUCGGAUAGCUGCUGCUAAAGCACGUUUUUCAUCAUCAUCUGAGGCUUCUUCAUCGAUUCCAAUGAGGAUCAGAGAUUUGAGAGAGAAGCUAGAAGCUUCACAGAACAAACAAACUCCACAAAUCUCUAAUGGUAGCCGCAACAAUAAUAAGUAUUUAAGAGGGAAGAACGAAACAUCAUCACUCAAGACACAGGAGGCAAAUAAGUUAUUGGGUAAAACCGGUAGAGUGAAGCCGCCUUCUGUAUCUGCUGCACACACAAAGGCUAAUAGUAUUCACAAGCAAGAGAGCUCAACACCCUCAAGUAGCACCAACAGAGCUCAAAAGGAGAAGAUAGUAACCAAGAACCGCAUAGUUAAAAAAGAUCUUGCUAGCACUAGGAAGACUGUGGCUAAGCAAAAUAACCAGAAACAGAACCAACCCGCUCUGAUGUCUAUUUCAAAACAGAAAAGCAGCAAAGUGAUGAACAAAGUUGUAAACAAGGUGUUGGUGGAAAGCGGAACUUCAUCUAAGAAGCCUGGUCCUAAAAAGAAUCUUCCGUGCAACAAAAAACCGGCAAAUGGUGUGCAAGAGCCUGGAGUGAUCAGUGAGAAACUGAUCAAAAGGGGUGAAAAGUUGAAGAAAUGUAACAUCAGUGUUGAAGGUGAUAGAAAGAAGGACAUGGAUGUAAUCUCGUUCACUUUCUCAUCCCCUAUCAAGGGCAUAUCAUCCACUAAAAGGACCACCGAUCAAGAAAGAGAUUCUGCACUUAGUUUGAGUGCAAUCAAUGGUGAUUCUCUAAACAUUCUGUUGGAACAAAAGCUUAGAGAGCUAACCUCUAAGAUUGAGUCGUCUAGCAGUGGCCUUACACAAGAGGGAGAGUCUUCAGGCUCCAUUUCAAAAGAUUGGGUGAAUGGAACCAUAUCUUUGCCGUCAGAUGAUCUUGAUAAAGUUUCAUCAGAGGGCGAAUCUGUUUCUGACUGUACUUCAUUCUUCAAUAACCGAAAAUUUCAGGCAGAAGAGCAGGAAGUAAACAGCUUUGGGACAGAAGCUGAGGAUCUCCAAAUCUCAAAUUCACACAAUGAGAUUGAAGAAACAGAACUCUCAGAAUCAGUCACUUUAGCAGAAGCUGAAGAAGAAGGCCAUCGUGACUGGGAGCUAGAGUACAUAACCGAGAUCAUAUCCUCUAACCAACUGAUGGUGAAAGAAAUCUCCUUGGGGAUGGCUACUGAUAUAUUACCUUGGAGCCUCUUCGACGAACUCGAAUCCAAGAGAGAUCCACGAGGAAACAUAGAGAGAAAAACUUUGUUUGAGUUUGUGAACGAGUGCUUAACACUCAAAUGCGAGAAGACGUUCAUGGGAAGCUGCAGAGGAUCGUUUUUGUUUGGAAGGAAAGAGGUUUUAGCUGAGGAAGUGAAGAGAGAGAUUGAGAGGUUGAAGAAGAUGAGGGAGAUGAUGAUGGUGGAUGAGCUGGUUGACAGUGAGAUGAGUAGCUUUGAAGGGAGAUGGCUUGAUUACAAGAGAGAGGCGUACGAAGAAGGGAGUGAGAUUGAAGAAGAGAUUUUGUCUGAUUUAGUUGAUGAGUUAGUUAAUGAUCUUCUCUUGUGUUAUUAAGUUAUUAACGACCUGGUUGUCUUCUUCUAGAAAGAAUUGUUUCUAUUAAUAGAAAUAAUAUCAUUCACUGAACA